UUGCGGCCCCACGCGCGCUGACUGCUGGGGCCCUUACAGACUGGGUCGGGGGUCCUGCGGGCGGCUCCCCGAGCGCUGCGCCGGGCCGGCGCGUCGCCGCAGUGCCCGGGCUACUGAACGCAGCCAAGCCCGGCGCUCCCUCGGCUGUGCAGGUGCUGUGCGCUCCCGCGGUGCCCUCUGUCGUGACCCCGGGGGAACAUGUUUUCCAGUGCCCGGGUGAGACGGGUUUUGCAGCGCGUGCCCGGGAAGCAGCGACUCGGCAUCUACAGGUUCCUUCCCUUCUUUUUUGUCCUGGGAGGAACGAUGGAAUGGAUCAUGAUUAAAGUGCGCGUUGGCCAGGAGACCUUCUAUGAUGUCUACCGUAGAAAAGCCUCAGAAAGACAGUAUCAGAGAAGGCUGGAAGAUGCAUCAGAGACUGAACUUCAGCAGUCAAUAAACUUGCAUGUCUGCCCUCAUGGAGAACAUGUGUGGGAUUCCUUGGCUGCCAGACCUGGAGGUGUGGCAUGGGGCUUCAGUCUGCCUACAUUCUGCUUCUGUGGAUACAGCCUACGUCCUGAAUCACGGGUACUCUCUUAGUACCCUGUUAGUAUCAUUUGUCAGAUGAACAUUACUUGUGUCUGAACCCUACAAACAACUCCAGGACUUUCCCAGGGGACAAAAGUAGUUUUUCUGCAGAUACAGAAAAUUACUUCAGUGUCAGUUCAUUUCCUCCUGUUUCUCUGUUGCUGAGACAGACAGACUUGAAGAAUUCUGAAGAGAAUCCCCUCUGCAUUAGUGACUCAGUAGCCCCUUUAGCAGGGCUGUUUGAAAAGCAGGAGAUUGAGCAGGACUUACUGUAGAAGAUCCUGUGAGCUAAGAACUGCUCUAGGGAAGAAAUUUACUCGUGAGCAAAAAGAGCUCCCUUUUAGGAACGUACUUUUGUAUGUGACUCUGGACUACCAAUGUAGGAAACUUCAUUCACUGACAGAGAGGGCAUGCAUGACCUUCUAGGACAUGCCUGGCUUUCUGAACACACGUCAAACUGUUUGAGUGGCUUUAGAGCAUGCCUUUUGCCUCUUGGGUCUGCUGAGGCUGGUCUCUGCCACAAGUCCUGUGCUACUGCUGAGCCCAGGCACAGGGCUGGGCUUCCUGCUCAACACACAGGGCAGGGCCUGCUGCUGACAUCCCUGGGAUUUUCAAUGAAGGAAGGCCUGGCCAUGAUGGGCAGCAGGUACCUCCUGGAACAACUGGCUGAGGGAGGAAAAAAAGAAUGAAGAUGAAAUUAAUGAGUGAAUGAGGAUGAA
Molecule: messenger RNA, 1283 nt
Organism: Sorex araneus (European shrew)
Lineage: Eukaryota; Metazoa; Chordata; Mammalia; Eulipotyphla; Soricidae
Product: ubiquinol-cytochrome-c reductase complex assembly factor 5
Exons: 5
Coding region: 199-576 (125 amino acids)
Source: RefSeq, a predicted model, not a curated record